GGAUCGGCUAACCGCUAGCGAAUUCUAUUGGCCGUCGUAGCAGCCGCGGUUAAGGCCUGAAAGCUUUUCUUUUCUCAAGCCGGACGUGUUGUGAGGGGGACUUGAUUGGACGUUACUCUCGUACCCGGAAGCUUGCAAAGGGGAAAAAAAAAAAAAGAUGGCUUCUGUGGUUAGUUUGGUUUCUUCUCCCAAGAUUUCGGGGAGAUUUUAUUAUCUCUUCGUCGCUGUAAGAAACGGAAUCUGUGCGCCUGGCCCGGGUAGAUCAUGGAAACGAGAGAGUAGUUCAUAUAAUGAACAGAAAUCCAAUCAAGCAGAUAUGCCUGUUCCAAUGGAAAACCCUUAUAAGGAGCCUCCUAAAAAGUGUGUCUUAUGUGGUGUAACUGUUGACUACAAGAAUAUACAGCUUUUAUCACAGUUUAUUUCUCCAUACACUGGUCACAUAUUUGGUCAUCAUAUAACAGGCUUAUGUAAAAAGAAACAAAAUGAAAUGGCAAAAGCCAUUAAAAGAGCUCAUUGCAUGGGAUUUAUGUCGGUUAUGCAUAAGGACCCAGUGUUUCGCAAUGACCCCAAAAUAUGUAAUAUUAAAUAUCCAGAAUAAAUUGUAUCAAUUAUGCCUAGCCCAUUUUUGUAAUUAGACUAUAUUAUUAGAAUGUUAAUAAAUGAGCUAUCAAUGUGUCCAUGAUGAGAGUAUUAUUUCAUUCAUUCUGACGACAAAUUGAUCAUAAACUGUAGCAUUGUCAGGAGAGAAUGUCUCUUUGUAGUGCUUCAACCUGUAUGGGGUCUUUUGAACUUAUCAGAAUGCAGUUGCUUCUGAUACAGCAUAGAAAGUAAACCUUUUAACCUACCAAUACUGUAUCCCUAUUUUGAAUUAGCAUCUCUUGGGCUCAUUCCCUAACACAAAUUUUACUUACAUAUUUUAGCUGAAAUACAUAAUAAGAUUGUAGAAAUUUGAAGUAUUCAAACACAGUGUAAAGCAAAAACUAAAUGGAAUUCAUAGAUUGGUCUUUUUCCCUAAAGUGUUUGAUUCUGGGAUCAACACUUCACUUCAAAACCAGCUUUGCUAUUUAAAUAACAUUGCAUUCUUAAUAAAGUUUUUACUACAAACAACAGAUAGGUUCUUGGUCUUUGCUGUUUCCUGCUAUACCCUCCAAGAGAGUAAGCAAUUUUAAGAUUUAGUGAGGAAAAAGCAACUUGAAACUUGAUCCAUGUUGUAAGAAUGAUGAUUUAAAAAGGUGAGGUUUUAUUUCCAAAACGUUGACUCAAGUAUUCCACGUAUUAAUGAAGUGUGCUAAUAAUACCAGCAGCACUGAUGAGGUGAGAA
Molecule: messenger RNA, 1321 nt
Organism: Pseudonaja textilis
Lineage: Eukaryota; Metazoa; Chordata; Lepidosauria; Squamata; Elapidae
Source: RefSeq, a predicted model, not a curated record